AGAGAGAGACAGGAAGGAAGCGAAACCUGCUCCUGGGCUAUUUAGCCCACACGUCUUAUUACUUUGAUACCAAAAAGAAACCGGGCCUAAGCGAUAGAAGCCCACUAAUUUAUAAACUCGGCGGAAAAACCCUAACGUAGGUAUAAGGGUUCCAAUUCUUCGUCUCCGUCUUCCAUCGUUAGCAGAAAGAGAAGCCGCCACUCAAAGCCUAGCUGCAUCCUGCUCGCCGAGCUAACGAACGAAGGCUAUAUCGAUAAUGGCGACUUAUGCUGCAAUUAAGCCUGCGAAGGCUGGGAUUGAGGAGCCUCAAGAGCAAACCCACAAGAUCAGGAUCACUCUGUCCUCCAAGAAUGUGAAGAACCUCGAGAAAGUUUGCGGAGACUUGAUUCGCGGUGCCAAGGACAAGAGGCUGAGGGUGAAGGGACCCGUAAGAAUGCCCACCAAGACCCUUCUUAUUACCACCAGGAAGUCCCCUUGUGGUGAAGGAACCAACACCUUUGACAGAUUUGAGCUCCGUGUUCACAAGCGCAUCAUCGACCUGUUCAGCUCCCCGGAGGUGGUGAAGCAGAUUACCUCCAUCACCAUUGAGCCAGGUGUUGAGGUGGAAGUUACAAUUGCUGAUGCUUAAGAAUGUCCUCUGUUUUGCUGUCUUGGAUCCUUCUUUUUGGCUUCUAAAGUAGUUUAUUGUAGUACGGGUCAGCCCGAGUUUGGAAUGUGUUGGAUGCUUACAUGUUAUCGAACGUAUGUGCCAGUCAAUACUGCCUAGAGGUUGUAUUGUUUUACAUUUCCAGAGAUUCUGUUAAUGCAGAAAGAGAGUUUUGCUUAACAAGUGUUAUGUUGUGUGUGUUGAACGUUAAAUCGGCAUGAGGGCAAUGGAGGUACCUCUUGGAUGCUUUUCGCUGUUGAGACAGCAACAAGUGCUCGAUUGAGUUCUAGUUAGGCCUGUGCAAGCAUGGUUUCUUCGAGUAAUUCGUUAU
Linum tenue is the source of this 977-nucleotide messenger RNA. The record is from the annotation of a GenBank genome assembly. Lineage: Eukaryota; Viridiplantae; Streptophyta; Magnoliopsida; Malpighiales; Linaceae.